AGUGGACUAUAUUGGAAGGUAUACUCUGCCAGCGAAUCCAAUUUCCAGCAAGCCUUCUGGGGAAGCAACUACCCACAUUUACUGGAUAUCAAGAGGAGAUUCGAUCCCGAUGAUGUGUUCUGGUGUACGCCUUGUGUGGGCAACGAGCGUUGGAAAGAGGUU
Molecule: messenger RNA, 162 nt
Organism: Hyaloscypha bicolor E
Lineage: Eukaryota; Fungi; Ascomycota; Leotiomycetes; Helotiales; Hyaloscyphaceae
Exons: 1
Molecular function (GO): oxidoreductase activity; flavin adenine dinucleotide binding
Source: RefSeq, a predicted model, not a curated record